AAUACAGAUACCUCUUUCUGCUUGAGUGUUUUGGUCAGAGUAUAUUCUCUUCUACUUUUUAAAGGAAUUUGGGUAAAGGCACAACCUAAAAACACCUGAGAGAGGGCAUUCUGGCUUAUGGAUUAGAUUGCAUUAGUGAACAGGACAACAAAUUGGUGAAUAUGAGUUAACAAAAAUUUUGGGUAAGAAAUUUUCCACAUGCAUUUAUUUGGAUAUUGAUAAUUUUAUUUUUUUAAAGUUUGUUUUAAAACAUUGCUUAUUAUGGCAUGUAAGCUUAUGUUGGGUGGGAAGAGUACAAAUGGAAAUUGAAAUUGUUAAACAUGUAAAUUAAAUGAUCAAUCCUACAAUUUUUUUUUUGUUUUUGUUUUUGGUAAAGUAAUCUGGAUUGCUUAUUUUAUAUGCUGGGAUGCUAGUUGUUUUUUCUAUUAAUACACUUAACUUGCAUUCUAGCUUCGCCAUUCAGAGACAGGCAUCGUGUGGUGGGUUGUGUGACAGUGUCUGUCAAUAGUGAAGACAAAUAGUGCCAGAGACACUUAACCCAUCCAAUCUCACCCAGGGUAUAGGAUUUGCCUCUGAAGCAGGGAGUGUCUGCAUUAAAAAUGACCUGUAGUUCUCUGCUUCAUAGAUGCUUCUUCAGCUCCCUCCUCUUCCUCCAUGGGCGGUGCUUGCAGCUCCUUUACCACCUCUUCCAGCCCUACCAUUUAUUCUACCUCAGUCACCGACAGCAAGGCUAUGCAAGUGGAGAGCUGCUCCUCAGCCUUGGGGGUAAGUAACAGAGGGGUAAGUGAAAAGCAGUUAACCAGUAACACAGUUCAGCAGCAUCCAUCAACACCGAAGAGGCACACAGUCUUGUACAUCUCACCACCACCUGAGGACUUGCUGGAUAACAGUCGGAUGUCCUGCCAGGAUGAGGGGUGUGGAUUGGAAUCAGAGCAGAGCUGCAGUAUGUGGAUGGAGGAUUCCCCCUCCAACUUCAGUAACAUGAGCACCAGUUCCUACAAUGAUAACACUGAGGUACCUCGUAAAUCACGAAAACGAAAUCCAAAGCAGAGGCCGGGGGUCAAACGACGAGAUUGUGAAGAAUCUAAUAUGGAUAUAUUUGAUGCCGACAGUGCCAAAGCACCUCACUAUGUGCUUUCUCAGCUUACCACGGACAACAAAGGCAACUCAAAAGCAGGAAAUGGAACACUGGAAAACCAAAAAGCAAGUGGAGUAAAGAAGAGCCCUAUGUUGUGUGGACAGUAUCCUGUUAAAAGUGAAGGAAAGGAGCUGAAGAUAGUUGUACAGCCUGAGACCCAGCACCGAGCUCGGUACCUGACUGAGGGUAGCCGUGGCUCAGUAAAGGACAGAACACAGCAAGGCUUUCCUACAGUAAAGCUGGAAGGCCAUAAUGAGCCCGUAGUGUUGCAAGUGUUUGUGGGUAAUGACUCUGGUCGAGUGAAACCACAUGGAUUUUAUCAGGCCUGCAGGGUUACUGGGCGAAAUACAACUCCCUGUAAAGAAGUGGACAUUGAAGGCACUACUGUUAUAGAAGUUGGUCUUGAUCCAAGCAACAACAUGACACUGGCGGUGGACUGCGUAGGGAUAUUGAAAUUGAGGAAUGCUGAUGUUGAAGCCAGAAUAGGAAUUGCUGGUUCCAAGAAAAAAAGCACUCGUGCCAGAUUGGUUUUUAGAGUUAAUAUCACGAGGAAAGAUGGCUCCACUUUGACACUGCAAACACCCUCUUCUCCGAUUUUAUGUACUCAGCCAGCAGGAGUGCCAGAAAUCUUAAAGAAAAGCUUGCAUAGCUGUUCAGUGAAAGGAGAGGAAGAAGUAUUUUUAAUUGGCAAGAACUUUCUGAAAGGAACUAAAGUUAUUUUCCAAGAAAAUGUUUCUGAUGAAAACUCUUGGAAGUCAGAAGCUGAAAUUGACAUGGAAUUAUUUCAUCAGAAUCAUCUUAUUGUGAAGGUUCCCCCAUAUCAUGACCAACAUAUAACUUUGCCGGUAUCAGUGGGAAUAUAUGUAGUGACCAAUGCUGGAAGAUCUCAUGAUGUUCAGCCAUUCACUUACACUCCAGACCCAGCAACAGCUGGUGCUUUGAAUGUAAAUGUGAAGAAAGAAAUAUCUAGUCCUUCAAGACCUUGCUCUUUUGAAGAGGCCAUGAAAGCAAUGAAAACUACUGGUUGUAAUUUAGAUAAGGUAAAUAUUCUUCCUAAUGCUCUGAUCACUCCACUCAUAUCAAGCAGUAUGAUUAAGAGUGAAGAUGUUACUCCAAUGGAAGUAACAGCAGAAAAAAGAUCUUCCCCUAUUUUUAAGACUACAAAGACAGUUGGAUCAACUCAACAAACAUUAGAAAAUAUCUCUAACAUAGCAGGAAAUGGGUCUUUUUCAUCGUCAUCCUCUUCCCACUUACCUUCUGAAAAUGAAAAGCAGCAGCAGAUUCAGCCUAAGACAUACAACCCAGAGACCCUGACAACUAUCCAGACACAGGACAUUUCACAGCCUGGUACCUUUCCAGCAGUUUCUGCUUCUAGUCAGUUGCCCACCAGUGAUGCACUACUGCAGCAGGCAACCCAGUUUCAGACCAGAGAAACCCAGUCUAGAGAAGUGCUACAGUCAGAUGGUACAGUGGUUAAUUUGUCACACCUGACUGAAUCAUCCCAGCCACAGCAGCAGUCACCACUGCAAGAACAAGCACAGACUUUACAGCAGCAGAUUUCAUCCAAUAUUUUCCCAUCACCGAAUAGCGUGAGUCAACUACAGAAUACGAUUCAGCAUUUGCAAGCCGGAAGUUUUACAGGCAGUACUGCCAGUGGCAGCAGUGGGAAUGUUGACUUGGUCCAACAAGUUUUAGAGGCACAACAACAGUUAUCUUCAGUUUUAUUUUCUGCUCCAGAUGGUAAUGAGAAUGUUCAAGAACAGCUUAGUGCAGACAUUUUUCAACAAGUCAGUCAAAUUCAAAAUAGUGUAAGCCCUGGAAUGUUUUCCUCAACAGAACCAGCAGUCCAUACUAGACCAGAUAAUUUAAUAGCUGGAAGAGCUGAAAGUGUUCAUCCACCGACUGAAAACACAUUAUCCAGUCAGCAGCAGCAACAGCAACAGCAACAAGUGAUGGAAUCAUCAGCUGCGAUGGUGAUGGAGAUGCAGCAGAGUAUUUGUCAGGCGGCUGCCCAGAUCCAGUCCGAGCUAUUUCCUUCCCCUGCGUCAGCAAAUGGGAACCUUCAGCAAUCUCCAGUUUACCAGCAGACGUCUCACAUCAUGAGUGCGUUAUCUACUAAUGAGGACAUGCAAAUGCAGUGUGAAUUGUUUUCUUCUCCACCUGCAGUUUCUGGAAAUGAAACUACUACAACCACCACACAACAGGUUGCAACCCCUGGCACGACCAUGUUCCAGACAUCAAGUUCAGGAGAUGGAGAAGAACCUGGAGCACAAGCAAAGCAGAUUCAGAACAGUGUCUUUCAGACCAUGGUCCAAAUGCAACAUAGUGGGGACAGUCAAUCUCAAGUUAACCUUUUUUCAUCUACGAAAAGUAUGAUGAGUGUACAGAAUAAUGGUACUCAGCAGCAAGGUAAUGGUUUAUUCCAGCAAGGUAAUGAGAUGAUGUCACUCCAGUCUGGGAAUUUUUUGCAGCAGUCUUCUCAUUCACAGGCUCCACUUUUUCAUCCUCAAAAUCCUAUUGCUGAUGCUCAGAACCUUUCCCAGGAAACUCAAGGUUCUAUUUUCCACAGCCCAAGUCCUAUUGUCCAUAGUCAGACUUCUACAACGUCCUCUGAACAAAUGCAGCCUCCAAUGUUUCACUCUCAGAGUACCAUGGCUGUGCUCCAGGGCUCUUCUGUUCCUCAAGACCAGCAGUCGGCCAACCUGUUUCUUUCCCAAAGUCCAAUGAAUAAUCUUCAGAGUAACACAGUAGCCCAAGAAGAACAGAUUUCAUUUUUUGCAGCUCAGAACUCCAUUUCUCCACUUCAGUCAACAUCUAACACUGAGCAGCAAGCUGGUUUCCAACAGCAGGCUCCAAUAUCACACAUCCAGACCCCUAUGCUUUCCCAGGAACAGGCACAACCCUCCCAGCAAGGUAUGUUCCAACCUCAAGUGUCGCUGGGCUCCCUGCCUCCUAAUCCAAUGCCUCAGAACCAACAAGGAACAAUCUUCCAGUCUCAGCACUCGAUAGUCGCUAUCCAGAGUAACUCCCCGUCCCAGGAGCAGCAGCAGCAGCAGCAGCAGCAGCAACAGCAGCAGCAGCAGCAGCAACAGCAGCAGAGCAUUUUGUUCAGUAAUCAGAACACCAUGGCCACGAUGGCAUCUCAAAAGCAGCCACCACCAAACAUGAUGUUCAACCCAAGUCAGAAUCCAAUGGCUAAUCAGGAGCAACAGAACCAAUCCAUCUUUCACCAACAAAAUAAUAUGGCUCCAAUGAAUCAAGAGCAGCAGCCCAUGCAAUUUCAGAACCAGCCUCCAGUUUCCUCUCUUCAGAACCCAGGUCCUACCCAGUCUGAGUCGCCACAAACCUCCUUAUUCCAUACCUCUCCUCAGAUUCAGUUGGUCCAAGGGUCACCCAGUUCUCAAGAACAGCAAGUAACACUGUUCCUCUCUCCAGCAUCCAUGUCUGCUUUGCAGACUAGUAUGAACCAACAAGACAUGCAGCAGUCUCCUCUUUAUUCCCCUCAGAACAACAUGCCUGGAAUCCAGGGAGCCACAUCUUCACCUCAGCCACAGGCAACUUUGUUUCACAACACUACUGGAGGCACAAUGAACCAACUACAGAAUUCUCCUGGCUCAUCUCAACAGACUUCCGGAAUGUUCUUAUUUGGCAUUCAAAAUAACUGUAGUCAGCUUUUAACUUCUGGACCAGCUACCUUGCCAGAUCAGUUGAUGGCCAUAAGUCAGCCAGGCCAACCCCAGAAUGAGGGCCAGCCACCUGUGACAACACUUCUUUCUCAGCAAAUACCAGAAAAUUCUUCACUAGCAUCCUCUAUAAACGCCAACCAGAACAUUGAAAAGAUUGAUUUGCUUGUUUCAUUGCAAAACCAAGGGAACAACUUGACUGGCACCUUUUAACUGGAUGAAAAUUCCAUGAAGAAAAUUCUGAUUCCAAGAUGUCCUGAGAUCAUGUGAUUCCAUGAGGAUUUUUGAACUGUUACUUUAAAAACAAAACAAAGUAUGAAAAACUGUGAUUGAGUAAAUGGGUAGAUUUUACUCUUACUGCAAAAGAGCACAUCAGUGCUGCCUGUUGCAGUGAUUAGCCACCGUUGGUAACGUCUUCAUAUUUUAUAUUCCUAAUAACAGUGAUGACUGAGAAUCUAUUUGAGUUUCCAGCUGACAGAAUUAAUUGUUGCUAUUUUCCUAGGCACUGUUUCUUUAAAAGUACACUUUAAAUCCGAAAGCUGGACUGCUCAGUUAUUAUUGCUAUUAGAAAGUAAUUCAUAAUGUCAUGUUUACUUUCAUUCUUUUUUCAUUUUUUAUUUCCUGCAUUGUUUUAGUCAAGUAAUGGCUUUUAAAAAAAGGAAAGUUCAAGUAGUAACUAAAACUAAGGCUGUGAUUUUUCAAUAUAAAAAGCACAGCUAUUGGCCAAAGUGAAGGAAUAUUUUUUCAGCUUUUACAGAAACUGAAGGGGUAACAUUCUGAUAAGUAAGCUGUAUUAAGAGCUCUACACAGAUAAGAGGCUUCUUUAUCACAAAGGCAGACAACACACAAACCGAAUGUUAUUGAUUUUAUUUUUCAGAGAGUUGUUAAUUCUCUGUGUUUCUCUUAAAGGGUUUAGCCAUAACUGUGCAUAGAAUAAUAAUUAUCUUGCUCUAUCAAAAAAUGAAGAGGAUAAUAUGUGGUAAAUUAUGUUCUGAUAUCCUCCUACAGCAGUUAAAACUGACAUAGCAAUUUGAGUCUGCUUUCUUCUUAUCCCAGUCGUGGACCGAUGUUCCCUUUUUAUAUUCAUUUAUAUUCUUCUCCCCCUCUUCUUCACUUUUUUUUAGACAAUUAGUAAUAUACUGUUAGCUUUGUGACCCUGUAACAACUUAAAGGAAAAGGCCACUUUGGUGUGGGGUAACCCAGCAACUCCUGCAGCACAGUUGGGGCUGGGGGCUACCCUUUCAGGCAUGAGGGGAGCUGAUUCCUGAGAAACAAUGCAUUUUUUUCCAUGAACGGUGCUGAUCUGAAGUCUUCAAAAUUUCCCUCUAAUAGGAAACAGUGUACAUUUUAAUUUAAAAAAAAAAAAAGACAAACUAAAAUUUCUUGAAACAUCACUUCUCCCUGAACUGCAGUGAGUGUAAUUCACUUGUCACCUCAGUGCUUUAUGGUUUGAAGUGGUCACUUAUCUGAUGGUUCCCACAAGCCUUGGGCUUUACAGGGUCAUAUCAUUGACUUAAAAUGAAGAAUUAACUUGUGUUACAUCUAUAGAGAGCAAAAUUACACACUCCAGAAUUUGCAGUUGUAGCAUUAGUUAUACGGUUCUGGGUGUUCUUGCCACCCAUGGGAUGCCCACUUCUCUUCUCACUACAACCUGUUGUCUGGACACAUGCUUAUGUCUUUUUUUCCUUUUGGCAUGUAGAAAGCUGUUAAUACAGUUUAAGGCCAAAUUAUGUGUGGCUUCUAUAUGUAGAUAAGAUGUUUUGGUAUUCAUGUCCGUUUCAUUUAUUUUUUUAAGUGUACAAAAAAAUAGCCUGUUAAUUGUUUGUUGAAGGCUACUUUUCUGUUUGUUUUUAAUUUUUUUCUAUCCUAUACAUUUAGUUGACCUUUGUGGAAUUGUGGUGUUGGUUUUGUUUAUACAGCCAGAUUUUUCCCCCUUUUUGUGGUCUUCCUUAGUUCUUUGAAUGUGCUCUUCUAAUCUGUUUUUUCCUCUUUGUUUUAGUAUAUGUGAUGCCGAAGCGAGCACUGUUUUUUCUCUUUGUUCUUAUAUAUUCUUUCCUCCACCCCCAACCCUUUCUUUCUUUCUCUCUCUGAUUGAGAGGCAUUGAAUUACGUUUUCAGUAGUACAGGCUUCUUGCCGAUAUGAAGGGAACUUUUCAGAAAGAGACCUACUCUGGGUCAUUUACUUUUGAAUACAGUUUUCAAUCGUUCAAGUUUUGGAUGGUUUAUAUCUAAUGUGUGUUUCAUUUUUUUGGAAAGCUAUAUUUUGUAUUUAGGAAAUGGUAUACUAUUUUGCUAUUUGUACUGAGUGAGUACAUUGGCAUAAAUAUAGAAAUUUAUAUAUAUACAUAUAUAUAAACUAUUCUUUUUUUGCCACACAUUUUUGUGGUUAAAUUUGUGAGUUUGUCUGAUGUUCUACCACAACGUGGCGUCUGAUAACAGUGGGGGGGGGGGUUUGUUAUGUCUUUAUUGAGUAUUUAAGUAUCUUCUGAAACAUAUGACCUGUUCAUCUGUGGCCAUUCCAUCAGGCAGUUCCUUGAUGUUAUUAGUGGGCUAAAGGCAGCUUACUGUGUGUUUGCUGGAUCUUUCACUCAGCAAAAUGUUAAGAGUAAGGAGACCCAUCUAGGCAGUUAUGUCAAAUGGUGUUUCACAAGAAUGAGCCAUUCAGCCCUUGCUCACUAUAUAUUUAAUAUUUUAUUGUUGUUACUGUUAUUAAUUGGCUUUCUGUAUUCUAUGCCUUUUAUUUAUAAUGACACUAAAAAAAAAUCCCAUGUUUGUAAUUUUAAUAACAUUUUCCCCAUCUUGUAAUAUCCAGAGCUACUUUAUAAAUUCUCUGAACCAAAAGCAUUUUCCUCAAUAUAUCAUCUCUCCCCACCCCAGGAAAAAUUACCCAAUAUAGUUCAGGUUAUAAGGACAGCCACACAAUCCAGUGCUUCAGUUUUAAAAUGUAAAACUCUAAUUGCAGAGUUAUAAAGAGGUAGCUUACCCGGCAGGUAUAAAAAUAAGAAGUAGAAAUAAAAUACUGUAAGUUUAUUUCUGAGUUUUCUGACUUUUUUUCUAAGAGAUUACACAGGAGACUCAGGAAGUCUAUUUGUUCACCAAGUUCCAAUUAAAAUGUUUGUUAACACUGCUCUGUGGAUGAAGUGGUGGCAAGAAGACUGGCUUGUGUGCUGACUUCUGUUCUGUUGUUUAGCAAGAGGCUUAUCAUUGUAAAAUGCUGAUUGCCAAUGCCAAGUCACCAGGGACCAAUUUUCUGUUUAAUAGUAUCUAAGUUUAGAACAGAACAUACACCUGAACUGUAUAGUGGCUUGAUUGGAUGGAGGCAGAAAACCCUAUUUUUAUUUUCAUAAAUUUUGUGGUUAUUUAUACAAGGGCUGUGCUAUGCUACCAUAUUCUUAUUCAAUAAUGAUAAUUUUUUUUAACAUUGUUUAAUGUUCCUUACCCCUAAAGGUCAAUGUUAAGUACAGCAUUCUGAAUAUUUGGUUUCAGAAAGCAUUUCUCUUCUUACUGAAGAGUUAGCUCAGUGGUCAGUGGUUGAUACUUGUGCUAAUAAUACAAUUUCCAGAUUACUGUUACAAAUGGGAGAGAUUCCAAGAGCUAGCCUGGGCCUUGGAAGCAACAAUUUAUUAAAUUUAUUUAUGGCAGAAGGACCUAAAUAAACUAUGAACCUUUUUUAUUCCUUUAUAUUGUUACAUUCAACUCCUCUUGCUUUUAGCAGCUCACCUUAAUGCUUGGAGCUUAUCUGUGUCUGUGUGUGUGCGUGUGCAUGUGUGCGUGUGCAUGUGUAUGUGUGUGUGUGUGUUGUUCCUUAUUGUCAUUCCAUUAUAUAUCCACACCAACAUGGGAGAAGAUAAGUAGAAGUCAUAUUUGCUUCAGAGCUUUAUCAUGUUACCUUUGUAAUUAGAGUAUUGUACUGUUAUUUAGUGCAUAUCUGUUUUUACCAGUCUCCCUAGAACAGGUUUUUGAAGGGCUUUAUUGUAAAAGCGGAAUUAGUGAAAGAUCUUCCUUCCUUUUCUUUUUUGGUAAUAUUGUAUAUGCUGUAGUUGAGAAUUUCAUUAUAGUGCAUUUCUUGUCCAUCACAACUUCAGUUAAUCUGCCUAGGAAAAAUAUUGUCAAAGGAAAUGAGAGAGAAAUUAUAUCUGAACCCAUCUAGAACGAAGAUAAUAAUCCUUUUGAACAAUUAAUUCUAACUCUAAUACCUGUUUCCUAGUUGAUUUUUUUUCUAAUUAAUUAAAAACUAUAUGAGGCCUGUUAGCUUUACUCGAUUUCAUGACCACAGGCUUCAUCCCUGCUCAGUGCAGCCGUGUUGUAUCUGCACAGCUUUGGUUAUAAGGAGGGACUCUGUGGAGACAGAAACUAUAUAGUUUGGCAGCUUUAUUAGAAGAAUAGCUCAGAGUUCAUGCACUAGUAAGUUAGGUUAGUAGAAUCUCAUAACAUAUUAAAAAGAGGUUUUCUCCUCUGCCUAUUUGUGUCACUAAAACUAAAUCAUGGACAUAAUGUUCAUAAUGCAGAAUGCAGUAAAUAUCAAAGUAACAUAGUGUCACUUGUGAAUUGUCCCAGUGCUCUAAUUACUUCUUUAAUCCCAUUUUUUCCCAUGCCAUUCUAGCCUCAUUUAUUAAUAAAAUUCUAUUUUUACUCCACUUUCAGGAAAUUUUUUUUAAUUAAUAUUUUAUAUCUAAAUCAAAUGCUUAUGGAAAAAGUGCCUUUUUGCCAUGAUAGUGCCCCUUUCUUGUAUUUUCAUUUUUCACUAUUGCCAAAAACAAAUACACAAAUGAUUUCAUAGCUCCAACUUCAAUUUUUCCAUUUAGCCAUUCUUUUCUCCAUUUUUUGAUUACUGUAGAAAACAACUUCAUAAAUUUCUCCCUUUGGCCUAAGAGUAACAGAGAAGAUACAUUGCUAGAAUUGUUCCUUUGAGGGAUGGUAAGUAAUAUAGAAUUACACUGUUUCAGCUUUAUAUAAAUUAUCUAAAUUUAUCUUCAUCUUGAUCAACUAAUGAUAGGUCUUACCUGAAUGCUAAUGAAAAUUUUAUUAUCUUUGAGACUCCAUGUACACAAAUGAUUGUAGAUAAAUUUCAGGAAGGAAGUAUUUAAAGCAUCUUCUCUGAUCUUACUCAGAUGGAUGAAAAUAAAUCACUACACAUAGUUUAGGUAAAAGCUGGUCACAUCAACUUUUCUAACUAGUUAAGGCCAUGUAAUUCAUCGUAGUGCACCUUUUUCCUGUCAGAACCUUCAUAAUCUUUAUGAAAAAUUGUGUCAAAGGAAAUAAAGAAGUUAUAUUGAAAUCCCUCUAGAACUAAGGUAAUGAUUCCUUUCAACAGAAUACAGUUGAUUUGAGUGUCCCUCUGGUUUUUGUUAAUUUUGCCUCUGUUCUAGCUCCUUAUUGCAGUGGUGGUGCCUAACGAGAGGGCAGGAUAACAGUAGCUUUGGGAUAGAGCUGCUUUCCCCAUGUGAGUAUUUUUUUGACUUAGUGGCUCUGAAGACUACAAACCUUUAUGCAAUAUUCUUAGUACCCAAAAGAAUUAUGCACUUUAAUCAUUCCAAAGAAGUCAAGAAUGCUGUAUAGUGAUGAUUCCUUCUUAAUGAAUACAUCUUAACUCUUUAUGUCCCUUUUAUUUUGGAUAGCCAGCUUGGUAUAAGUAUUAUGUGAAUAUUUUCUAAAAUGACUGUAUAGUAUUACUUAAGACUUUGAAAUGUAAUUGACUAUAUGAGGAAAUGAUUACACUUCAGCAAAUCAUUUUAGAAAUAUUAAAUGUUCAGCUUACUAAUUUAUAUGUUUGAGACUUAAUUAAAACCAGGUCUCUUCCAGUAUAUUUUGUGUCAUGUUUAUAAGAACCUUGUAGUAUAGAGUUUUCUACAUAAAAAGUAUAAACCAGUGGUUUUCAAAGUAUGGUCCUCAGCCCACCAGCCAACAUCUGUAUCUCUUGGGAGCUAGUUAGAAAUGCAGAUCUUGGGCCCUGUCACAGACAUAUUGAAUCAGAAACUCUUGCAUGGGACCUAGCAUUCUGUGUUUUAACAAGCCCUCCAGGUGAUUCUAAUGUAUGCUCAUUGGAAAACCACUGGGGUAAAUGUUAUACAGUAAGAUCUAGAAAGGUUCCCUCCUAGUCAUACAAAUAGUUGUAUAUUGUUCUUUAUAUACAUUCAGCUUAACCUGGUUAUCCAUAAUCAUUUAUUGGCAAUGAUAAUUUAUUCUCAGUACUGCCUAUAGAAAUAUAGUAUGUUUUAUGUACAUAAACAGUUUAGUUCUUGAUAAUUCAGUUAACUUAGUUUAGCAUUCUACUACCAUUUACUAAAAAGUUUACAUUAAAUGACUGAUUUAAAUAUAUAGGUGCAAUCUUAUAUAUUUCUUUUAAUUGUUAUGAUAUUUAAGUAGCUAAAACAAUUGACGGGUGCUAAAGUCUCCUGUUUAUCCAUGAAAUGGGUACAUUGUGGGCAGUGAUAAUAUAAGCUUUCUUUUCAUUGCCUCUUUCUUUACCAGCAGACCACAAUUUUGGUCUGGCUAGACCAACUCUCAGAAUAUCAUUCCUUGUAUUUAUAUUUGUAUCUGAGAUAUUAAACAAGAUAACUGGCCAGGUCAACAAAGCACCUUAUUUAAUUUCUUUUUUAAAUAGAUAAAACUUAUUUAAAAGUAGCUUGGUUUGUAUGAGAACCGAUGCAGUACAGAUAUAGCUAUUCUUGGAACUUAACGUUUCAGACAAGCAUUAUUUACUAAAAUAAAUAUUGGACAAGACAGUGCAUUAUAUAAUCUGGGCAUUUCUCCUUUCUCAGUUGUAUGCCUCUGGUAAAUAUAAAGUAACAAGAUAAGUAGAUUUAUCUAGUCAUUUUAAUCUCCAUGUGUAUUCAGUACCUCCAUAAUUAUUGCUGUAAUCUUCCUUCCACUGUUUACAAAUCACCCAAUUAAUUAACUCACGGAAGAAAAAUGCACAUUCAAAAUAAAAAUAAUUGUAUACUCACUUUAUAAAUAUCACCACUGCUGUCUUUGCUUAAUACUAGCAGUGGAAAUAUAAGUGGCUUACUCUACAAACCUUGGUGCUGGCAAUACAUAGGCAAACUGUGGGGAGAUGCUCUAGGUACAUUCCUUCUUUCUUAUUCCCUUUCCCCUCUACCCCACUUUAUUGCAUAAUAUAUUCCUAUAUCCAAAGAAUUCUACCACAAUUCUAUUUGACUCCAACUCGUAAUAUCUCUUCUAAAAGACCUGUGUUUAACCAUAUCAUCCUUGCUCUCUUUUUUUCCCCGGAAGUAAUUUGGUUUAUAGUUUAUAGGGGUUGCUUCUUAUUUUAGCUAAUGAACCUCAGGACAACACACACACACACACACACACACACACACACACACACCCCCAUCUCAGAUGUUUGAGUGUGGCUUUGGAAUCAGACUAAUGUGUCCAAUAAAGAACUGUCCUGCACUGAAGUGUUUAUGACUUUAGUAGCUACUAAACUGAUUCCAGUGACAUUGAGCUAAUUUCUUUUGAGCUAAUGAAUGUAUCUGCUCACCUUGCUCCCUUCUAAGUGAUAAGCUCCAAGUAGUGGCUACUUUUUUUGGUCAAAUUUUACUGAGUUUUAUGCACUUCUUUUACGUAGUCUUUUAAUUAACAUAGUGCAGAUAUUUCAUGAACCUGUUCUCAAGUGCUUUAGCUACCAUUCUGCCAUUUAAAUUUUUUACUUUUAUUUUAUUUUGCUUGAGCACACUGGUCAACCACUGAACUGCCUUCUUCCAUUGUCCUGCAAUGAUAUAAGGAUUACAUUUUUGUGUAUAUGGCUUUCAUAGUUGGGAUUUCAGAGCACUGACACCAGAUAUUUUCAGUUUGUUCUGUGGGGGAAUUUCAUUUGCAUCUAUGUUUUUAGCUAUCUGUGAUAACUUGUUAAAUAUUAAAAAGAUAUUUUGCUUCUAUUGGAACAUUUGUAUACUCGCAACUAUAUUUCUGUAAACAGCUGCAGUCAAAAAUAAAACAUUGAAAGUUUUCA
Molecule: messenger RNA, 12778 nt
Organism: Neogale vison (American mink)
Lineage: Eukaryota; Metazoa; Chordata; Mammalia; Carnivora; Mustelidae
Gene: NFAT5
Product: nuclear factor of activated T cells 5
Exons: 14
Coding region: 655-5034 (1459 amino acids)
Biological process (GO): cytokine production; calcineurin-NFAT signaling cascade; regulation of transcription by RNA polymerase II
Cellular component (GO): transcription regulator complex
Molecular function (GO): DNA-binding transcription factor activity, RNA polymerase II-specific; RNA polymerase II cis-regulatory region sequence-specific DNA binding; transcription factor binding
Source: RefSeq, a predicted model, not a curated record